Molecule: messenger RNA, 2877 nt
Organism: Quercus robur (English oak)
Lineage: Eukaryota; Viridiplantae; Streptophyta; Magnoliopsida; Fagales; Fagaceae
Product: phosphatidylinositol 4-kinase gamma 5-like
Exons: 3
Coding region: 567-2489 (640 amino acids)
Source: RefSeq, a predicted model, not a curated record
AGUAAACCCAUGUUGUGCUGUGGUUGGCUGUGUUAAAGAAACAUCCCAGAGUUUGCUGAGUCUUAGAGUCUGAGUGAGGCCCCCCAACCUAAAGAGAGGAAAAAGAGACUGCAUUUUAUUGAAGACUAUUACUACUUGUACUACUACUCGUACUACUUACUUAUUAGAGAACAGAAGAGAAUAGAAGAGAAGAGAAGAACAGAGAAGAGGAGCAAAAAAGAAAGAGGGGUUUUGGGUAAAAGGAGCUGAAUCGGACUGAGAGUCGGCAUCUUCUGGCCUUUGCCUUUGCCUGAGUUGAGACUCGGGUCGUUAAGCCUUUUGGUUCUUGGUCAGAUUGAAAGGCCCCUCUCUAACGCCCGGAUCUCGCAUUCUCUGAUUCUUGUAUCCUAUUACUCGGGAGCGAUGGCUGGUUUGAUUUUGGGAGACAUACAUUGUUCGCGCACAAUCGAUAUCGGCUUUGGAGUUUGGUGUCUUCUUGGGAGGGAAGAAACUCUCUUCCACCACCAACACCAACAGCUCCUCCGUUGUCGGCUGUGCAGACUCUCAUCAGUUACGCUAUUUAUUGAAUGUCUCGUAAAUUGGACAGCCCUGUUCAAACUCAGAUGGCUGUGACACUCUUUAAGAGCCCUCUCAGCGGGGAGUACCACGGGAGCAGGAGAACUGAGGGCAAACAGCCUGCUGGGAGGAGGCGGGUUUUUGUACAAACCGAAACUGGGUGUGUUUUGGGGAUGGACUUGGAUCGCAAUGACAAUGCCCAUACCGUGAAGAGGAGGCUGCAGCUAGCUCUUAAUUUCCCAACUGAGGAGAGCUCGCUCACUUUUGGGGAUAAGGUGUUGAAGAAUGAUCUUAGUUCCGUUCGAAAUGAUUCCCCUCUUCUUCUUACACGGAACCUUAUCCAUAGGAGCUCCUCAACUCCUUGUUUGUCACCCACGGGGAGGGAUAUCCACCAGAGAGAUCAGAGUCGUCUUAUUGAGAUUUUAGGACAGUCAAAUUGCAUUGUUAAAACGGGACCAGUAGUCAAGGAAAUUGUGAAGGCAAUUAAGAUGGGGGUUGAUCCAAUUCCUGUUCAUGGUGGACUUGGUGGUGCAUACUAUUUUAGGAAUUGCAAAGGUGAGAGUGUUGCGAUUGUGAAGCCUACAGAUGAAGAACCUUUUGCACCAAACAAUCCAAAAGGUUUUGUUGGCAAAGCUCUUGGGCAACCGGGUUUGAAACGAUCAGUGCGGGUUGGGGAGACGGGCUUCAGAGAAGUUGCAGCUUUCCUUCUCGACUAUGAUCACUUUGCAAAUGUUCCUCCCACUGCACUCGUGAAGAUCACUCACUCAAUCUUCAAUGUCAAUGAUGGGGUGAAUGGCAGUAAGCCUCACAAAAAGAAUCAGGUCAGCAAGAUUGCAUCUCUCCAACAGUACAUCUCACAUGAUUUUGAUGCCAGUGAUCAUGGGACCUCUAGUUUCCCAGUUGCAGCGGUGCAUCGUAUAGGGAUCUUAGACAUUAGGAUAUUUAACACGGACAGGCAUGCAGGAAACCUUUUAGUCAGAAAACUUGAUGGUGUUGGGAGGUUUGGUCAGGUGGAGCUCAUUCCCAUUGAUCAUGGCCUUUGCUUGCCUGAAACUUUGGAGGACCCAUACUUCGAGUGGAUUCAUUGGCCUCAGGCUUCAAUUCCAUUCACGGAAGACGAGCUUCAGUACAUAGAAAAUCUUGACCCAAAUCAGGAUUGUGAGAUGCUGCAAAGUGAGCUUCCCAUGAUUCGAGAGGCUUGCCUUAGGGUCUUGGUUCUAUGCACCAUUUUCCUCAAGGAGGCUGCCACUUUUGGUCUCUGCCUUGCUGAAAUUGGUGAGAUGAUGAGUAGGGAAUUCCGUAGCGGCGAGGAGGAACCCAGUGAACUCGAGGUUGUAUGCAUGGAAGCAAGGAGGGUGCUAGCAGAUGAGGUGUUAUCCCCUAAAGCUGAUUCUGUAGAAGAGGAUUUUCAAUUUAACUUAGACUAUGAGGAACUUGAGUCGGACUUUACACUGAAGAUUUCUCUAGACGAUGAUAUGACCAGAGCAUCAUUCCAAUAUGGAACAGGUUUCGGGCAUGGGCGCAAUCCACUAUCUAAACUGGAGGAAAGCAUUGAGGAGGAUGAAAGUGAAGGAGAAGAAGAGCAAGAGGGAAUUGCUACUCUUCCAGCUCCGGAAAGGUCCCCUGCCAUUUCAAAGCUUUCUAUGUCGUUGAAGAAUACAGUUUUAGCUGAGAAGAAUCAUAAACAUCAGAAAUAUCCUGGAACAAAAGUUGAAAAUGGGUAUUUAUCCAGUACAUCAUCUGGGCACAGGAGUGCAAAUGAGCAGCUUCCGACAAGCGUGAGCUUUGUGAAGCUAGCAGAUAUGAGUGAGGAUGAAUGGAAAAUGUUUCUGGAGAAGUUUCAGGAGCUGCUGUACCCAGCACUUGCCAAAAGGAAAUCUGUGACCCUAGGUCAGAGGCAGAGACAGAGGCUUGGUACUUCGUGCCAGUUUUGAGAUUGAGAUACCUAUAGUUGUUUGACUGAGAGGAUUAAAGAAAGAUUAAUAAGACUUGGUAGCUUUGUGGGAGUGAAGAAUUGUUAGGAUAGGGUUUGGUUUAUGGGUUUCCUUGCCGGCACGAAUUAUAGUUUGGAGCAAUGGUAUUAGGAGGGACUGCUGUAAAUAUUCUUGGCAUCAGCUUAAGGCUUAAGCAAUGAACCUGAGUAGAGUUGGCUGCUGCAUUCCUUUGUUAACUUUUCUUUUAUUUUUUUUCCCCUUUCACUCCUUAUGGACUUGUUUGAUAAAUAAACUGUAGAAUGAAAUCCAAAAAAGAAAUAUCCUGUAAAUAUAGCAUCCUGUUCAAUUUGCUUGGAAAUGUGAGUAUCAGAGCUAUGGUGUUUCAUUA